This is a messenger RNA of Cladophialophora psammophila CBS 110553, 2556 nucleotides long. RefSeq lists its product as uncharacterized. Lineage: Eukaryota; Fungi; Ascomycota; Eurotiomycetes; Chaetothyriales; Herpotrichiellaceae. The coding region runs from base 1 to 2556 and encodes 851 amino acids. The record is from RefSeq and is a predicted model, not a curated record. The transcript has 2 exons.
AUGUCGACCGUCCAGCGUAUGAACCGAAAAUUAUCCGAAGAACGCGAUGCUGAACGCGCCUCCCAGUUGGCCAAGGAGGCGGUCGAACUUUCCAAUGCUGGUCACAAAGUCCAAGCGUCGAGAAAGCUGAGGGAAGCUGCUGCAUUGGGUCAUGCCAACCCGGAUGUCCAGGCCGCCUUUUUUGCCAUCCACCAUGAUGAUCAACUCAAUUCGCCCCUCUUGGAUCUGGUCAGGAGGUAUGCGCUCUAUCAUGACAACGCCGCCGGCGAUGAAGCUAUCAACUACCUGAAGAGCUCCGAGGCGUCAAAUGCUGCUCCGGUCGCUCUCGAAUGCCUGCAAAUCAUCCUCGAGUGCCGCCAGUCCACCAUGUCCGAUGCCCAGGAUUUCAUCAUCGCCGAACUCGCCAAACGGAGUCCCGCCGUUCGAAAGUAUCUGGCAGCUGAGCUGGAGGCUUCGACAACCUCAUUCUUUGACAAUGUCUACGAGAGAGGGGAUGACGCCGCCAAUUGUCUUCGCUCUGUCGUGCUCGACGACUCAUUAUGGCCGACCGAGGACGUCCGACUUCGAGUGGAAGAUGAUCUCUUUCAGCUCUUCCUUGCCAAGUUGAUGGAAACGGGUCAUGACCAUGAUGGCCGAGCUCUCAAAGGCAUUGCCCUACUAUUGAUUGCCGAUACACAGCGCCUCCAUACCUUCAUCGAUGAGGAUGCAUUCGAAGCCCUCAUGGGCUCCCUAGAUUUGCGGCUCCCCCCGGAUGUCCGAGGCCAGGCAACCCUCGUCCUGUCCAAGUUCUUCGAAGUGGCGGAGCCUACCGGUCAAGGAUACCUCUCCAAGUACAUCACGAACCACGUCCAACGCAAGAAGGGCGACGACCUUGUCCUGGCCUUUUCCGCCGGCGCCAGUCUCUUUCCGGUCAUUCCCACCGUCGUGGCCCCGCUCUUUUUGGUGGAUGGGUUUCUCCCCUCGAUCAUGCCGCUCCUCGACCGAAAGUUCAGCAGCCCCCUCGUCCAUGAUGCCUUCCUCUUUUUGCUCAAUGCUGCUUGCAUCGACGGCGCCUGUCGGACAGCCAUCGCACAGUUUUGUGCCACCUGGUUAGCGGACAAAGUGAGCAACGGGACCGGCAAGCAGCCGUCGGUGGCGGCCACCGUGUUGGCCAAACUGAGAACGUCGGGUGUCCAGAUUGCUGGAGACCAGAGAGCCAACAAGGCGGAUGAUGAUGUUAGUGAGCUCGUUGAUCUUUUCAAGAAAUCCCUCACUCUUGUUGAAGAAGGAAAGAAUGUUUCUGACUCGAUUGAAGGCCUUGCGUAUACAUCUUUGAAGGCCGAGGUCAAGGAAUCGCUUGCCAAUGAUCGCAAGUUCCUCAAGUCUCUCCUGGAUGUCCUCAACGAGAAUCAUACUGCCCCGGAGGUCGUGGUGGGCGGAUUAAGCAUCAUCUCGAAUCUCACACAAUAUGCGCCCAAUUUGUCCGAGGAGCAGAAGAAGAUGUCGCAGUUGAAAGCAUACGCCAAUGCUGCGAAACCUGCCGAACCGAAUCCUUUGGAGAAUGACGACCAUGUACGCGCACGAUGCACGGCAGUUAUUGAGGCUGGAAUCGUGGCCUCAAUAAUCAGACUAAACAAGGGUAGAUCCCCGGCUAUAGCACAGCUAAGUGAUAAAAUCCUUUUGUCGCUGUCCAAGAAUCCAAAGGAUAGGGGGAAGAUGGCGCAACAGGGAGCCGUCAAGCUUUUAGUCUCUCAUGCACAGAGAAACCUACAGUCAUCCGAAAACAACAACACCCAAGCCACACCCGACGCCGCCCAUGCUCUAGCGCGAAUCCUGAUCUCCUUGAAUCCGGCGCACGUCUUCCCAGCAGGGUCGACACCCGAUAUUACCGACGCUGUCCCACCUCUCGUGGCGUUGCUGAAGCCCCCGGGUGGAGCGGGUCUCAGCGACCAACCGCGAGAUCUCCUUCCGGUCUUCGAAAGUCUCCUUGCCCUCACCAACCUCGCAUCAGCUCCGAGUUCUAAUGCCGCAUCUUUCAUCAUAAAGUCAGCGUGGGACGAUAUCGAAGAUUUCCUCCUGGGAAACAAUGAACUCGUCCGCCGGGCGGCUUGCGAACUCAUAUGCAAUUUGACGGUAUUUCCGGCCGGGGUAGAGAAAUUCGACGACGGUUCGAAGCGCGCGGCACAGCGACUGCAUAUACUUGUUGCGAUGGCGGAUGUCGAAGAUUUACCCACAAGGCGCGCUGCGGGUGGUGCCUUGGCAAUGCUUACGGACCAAUACUCCAGUAUCAUCUCUGCAAUGCUCGAGUUUAAACGCGCGCCAGAAAUUCUCCUAGAAUUAUGCCUCGAUCAAGAUCCGGGGGUGGUGCACCGAGGCUUGGUCGUUGUAAGGAAUAUGCUAUGUUGUGACGAAGCAGCCCCGGAGAACAAGACAUUAGCAGCCAAGGUAAAGGAGGUGUUCAAGAAAGAAGGUGCCGUGGAGAGACUGAAAACCACUCUGAAGCAGACGAAGGAACCAGAGCUGCUCAGCAUUGGAGUACAAGCCUUGAAAGUCCUAGUGGACGAUCGAAUGACGUGA